Molecule: messenger RNA, 1056 nt
Organism: Arctia plantaginis
Lineage: Eukaryota; Metazoa; Arthropoda; Insecta; Lepidoptera; Erebidae
Source: the annotation of a GenBank genome assembly
AUGACAAACUUAAGAAUAUUCCUGAUAGUGCUAUGUUAUUACAACUGGUGGACCAGCACGCAAGUGGUGAGCGUACGGGGUUGGGCCAGAACAGAGAGGCCUUACAAUUCUACAUACCCACUAACACAACCAUUGGUGGCAAGAGAUGCUGUCAAGUACAGAAUUGGUAUUAUAGCUGACUUGGAUAAAGACUCUAAAAGUCCUUCAAAAUCAAACACAUAUAUCAGUUACUUUAAGAAAGGUUAUCUUAAUUAUAACCCUGUACAGCAGUCUGUAUCUAUAGAGUGGGAUCUUAAACCACCCACUGUGCUGACAUCACCAUACUCACACAAGGGUAGAGGGAUGGAGUUGUCAGAACUCAUUGUGUACGAUGGCAGAUUACUCACAUUCGAUGACAGAUCCGGUUUGGUCUAUAUAAUAGAAAAUGAUAAAGUGGUGCCAUGGGUAAUUUUAAUGGACGGCAACGGUCAUACCAUAAAAGGGUUCAAGUCAGAAUGGGUUACACUUAAAGACAACCUAUUAUAUGUAGGGUCAAUGGGGAAAGAGUGGACAACACCUGGUGGAGAGUUCCAGAGUUAUGACCCCAUGUGGGUCAAAGUUAUCAAUAUGAAUGGAGAGGUGCAGCAUCAAUUGUGGGUAGUCCAAUAUCAAGCUGUAAGAAGAGCCAUUGGUAUUAAUUGGCCAGGGUAUAUGAUCCAUGAAUCUGGUGUAUGGUCACCAAUCAAACGACAGUGGCAUUUCUUACCACGGCGGUGUAGCCGUGAUGCUUACAAUGAAACUACAGAUGAAGUAAAUGGAUGUAAUUACCUAAUUACUGCUGAUGAUGACUUUAAAAUUGUUGAAGCUAAAGAGAUAACAAGGCUCGAGCCAAAACUCGGUUUCUCCUCGUUCAAGUUUAUACCAGGAACGGGCGACGAGGCCAUUGUCGCCUUAAAGACCACAGAGUUCGAGGGUCAAACCUCUACCUAUAUAUCUGCAUUUACUACUGACGGAAAUGUGUUAUUGCCUGAUACACUCGUAGAAAAUAAAAAGUAUGAGGGCCUGGAAUUUAUAUGA